Spea bombifrons (plains spadefoot toad) is the source of this 559-nucleotide messenger RNA. It is a transcript of the gene NDUFA13, whose product is annotated as NADH:ubiquinone oxidoreductase subunit A13. The coding region runs from base 61 to 495 and encodes 144 amino acids. Lineage: Eukaryota; Metazoa; Chordata; Amphibia; Anura; Pelobatidae. The record is from RefSeq and is a predicted model, not a curated record. The transcript has 5 exons.
UAAUCUUGCGGAGACCGGUUCUCUGGUUAGAGAGAGUAGGAGACUGACGGGAGGGGGAAGAUGGCGGCGUCCAAGGUGAAGCAGGACAUGCCUCCUCCGGGAGGUUAUGGACCCAUAGAUUAUAAGAGAAAUCUCCCCCGCCGUGGUUUGAGCGGUUACUCCAUGUUUGCUGUUGGCAUUGGCACCUUGCUCUUUGGUUAUUGGAGCAUAUUCCGUUGGAACAGAGAAAGAAGGCGGCUGCUAAUUGAAGAUCUAGAAACCCGUGUAGCUAUUUUACCCCUCCUUCAGGCUGAAUCAGACAGACGAAUGUUACGACAGUUGAGACAAAACCUGGAGGAAGAGGCCGUUAUUAUGAAAGACGUACCAGGGUGGAAGGUUGGAGAGUCCACUUUCAACACUGAUCGCUGGGUGACCCCGACUCUGAAUGAGCUAUACAACCUGCAGCCAAGGGAAGAACUUGUCAGAAAGAGAUUUGGUUUGCAGUGGUACGUCUGACCCAUGGCAUCUACUCCAAAAGUCUGUAUUAGCAUCCGGAAAAUAAAAUUCUACAUCUCUCUGA